UGGCGAAUGUAAAAAUUUAUUACCGAUAGUGCAAAGCUUUAAUAUCGAACUUAUUACUUUACCAUUACCAUUACUUACCAUCCAUUACUUAUUAUCACUUUGGUAGAAUCAUAUAUGAAUACCGGUUGCUCUUAUUUCAAUACCAUAUUUCUAGGUGUGUAUGUAUGUACAAGCAGAGAUAUAGCUAUAAUAAUACAUUAAUAAUAUUGUGGAAACUUUACUUAUUUAUCUCUCCGAGGAAACCACACGAUACAUCCGGUUUACAAAGUAUAUAUGACCUCAUGCCUAGCCUAAAUAUAAUCGCCUUUUCACGUAUGUACUGAGUAAACUUGGCUCAAGUAAAUAUUUCCUGUUGAAAAAAUGAUUUUCAAAAUUUCCAAACCCGAGAUAAUAUUAAUCUGUGCGUUAAUAAUUAAUACCUUUCGCGACACGAAAGGUUGGAUGGCCGACCUUCCAGCAUGGAUUGAAAAGGUGGACAAGGAAAUAUUCGAUCUUCCUCUCGAGGCGGAGAAUAUUUCAAUUUCCAACCACUCGGGAAUUGUUGUCUGUUUAUUCCACCUCGUUUCACGCUACAGCCCACCAAGACCUGGCGUGUCUGGCAGUACCUUCGUUCCGAGCGAAAAUUUUGAUGGGAGUCUGUGCACCCACGUGAUCUGUACCAGAAUCCACAUUUCUCACGAUCUCCUUAUCUAUGAAAGCAACGAGUUCCAUGCGCUCCCCAUGGUGAAGCACCUCCGUGAAAAAUAUCCCUCCACCAACUUUCUCCUCGACGUGACCGUGUGGCCCUCAGAUCCGGCCCAAUACGUCCAAAACAAGACGUCUUUCGUUGACCGGGUUAAAAACAUAUUGAGAGACAACGGCUUUCAAGGGGUGCACCUCAACCAAGCUUUUAGUGGGGAGGAUCACACCCCUUCCAAAGCUCAAUACCGAGCAUUGGUGAAGGCUCUGAAAACAGACUUCGCUCAGGAGAAUCUUAUCUUGACGAGCGAUCUAGUAAUGCAGGACGGGAAAAUAUCCGAUAUCCAUGAAAUGUUCGACCUCGUCAUGGUCAAUCCUUUCGGACGAAAUUAUGACACCAUGACCAGUUUCUUUUUCACUCCGGCCAAUUACUUAGACGGGAAGGGGAUUCGUGCCGGUGGCAAGAGCAAUUUUGUCCUGCAGGUUUACAUGUUUGGAUUUAUGGGCGAGUUCUCCACCCUGGACGGAGGAGUGACAAGGAAAUUCGAAAACGAUUUUUGGGAUUAUAACGAACUUUGCCAAAUAGUUGAGAAUAACGGUAUGGAGUUAUUAUGGGACUCCAAAGCUGGGAUGGCCAUACUCACCAACGGGACAGUGGGGGUACUCACGCCAACCCCGAAAAGUGUCAUGGCUACCGUCGACUUCGCCAUGAAUGCGGGAUUAAGCGGGGUCAUGAUGACGUCCACUCCUGAAGACGAUUUUACCCCGUACUGCGGAAGGGUGAAGUAUCCCUUGUCAAAAAGUGCGAAUUUGGCGAUGACCCGUGCCACCAGCCGGGUAGUCAGGAAUCAAACCGUAUCUGAAGAGUUGCCCUUGUCACUACCGACCAAAUAUAUUCCAAUUCUUAUCGCUGGCAUGAUAAUGUUGACAAUUCUGGGAGCAAUUGGGGUUAAAAAGAUGAAAAAUAUACGGCGUUCUACUACUAUUCGACUAUUAGAAGACAUCCAGCUAAGUCCCUUCAUCCCUAGCGACUUGGCAAGCGUACUUCUCCCCCCAUUACAAAAUAUUUUACCAUUGCCAUCCCCUUGGAGAUCUGAUUCUUCACUGGUAUGUUACUCCAUCCUGGGAAAAGGAUCGUACGGGGCCGUAUAUCGAGCCGAAGAUCUGGCCGCCAUUUCCCAUACGGAAUACGCCAUCAAAUGUGUGGAUAUAAUCAAAACGCUCUCAGAAUGCGAUGAAAGCCAUACCAACUCCACAUCAUCCUCACCUUUCCCCAGUGAGAGGUCCAUUUACCUGAAAAAAUAUGUCACCACGCUUCUUAACGAGAUAGAAAUCAUGGACCAACUAACUUGUGACCAUGUCGUUCGGUCCUACGGGUGUUGGGCGGAGGCCGAAAAUAGUUCCCAAUUAGUCUUAAAUAAGCCCCGAUUAGAGCGCUUUAUCCGCCGACUUAUCGCCACUGCCUCCGCCUCAUCGACGCAGGAUUCACCGCUUAUCUUCAUAAAAAUGGAGUUGUGUCACACCAAUUUAAAAACUUAUUUGGAAAAAUGGUCCCAACCGGGAGAUGAGGUCAGCAUCCUGCGCCAAGUCGCGGCCGGGUUGCGCUACGUGCAUGAAAAAUUCUUCAUCCAUCGGGACCUUAAGCCGGGAAAUAUAUUUUGCAAGAUCGAACCGACGGGUAGUUUAAAGUGGAAAAUUGGUGAUUUUGGGUUAGCUGUGGUGUCCAAGGAGACCGGAAAUGCUGAGGUGGCAGGAACAUAUUUAUACCAGAGUCCGGAAAUGAGGAACAAAUUGGAGUACAAGGUUAACACGGAUUGCUACAGUUUGGGAUUAAUUGGCGUGGAGGUGGUGCACGAGGAGAGGAAGAGCUUUGAGAGAUUCGUGGUUUUUGGGAAAUUAAGGGGAUUGAGUGGGGUGGAACGACGGAACUAUUUGAAUAAGUGUUGCAGAGGGAGAUUUACGACUUUGGUAAAAAUUAUUGAUAAAUUGUUAAAUGUGGACGUGACAAAGCGUCCUUGUUCGGCAAGGUUGUGCGAUAUGCUAAAUAAGAACGUGGAUAUCUAGACAUUGUACAAAUAAUUUUUAUUCUAUGUACACUGUAAUAUUUCUGGUUUAAAAUUAUUGAUAUGUAA
Folsomia candida is the source of this 2810-nucleotide messenger RNA. RefSeq lists its product as uncharacterized. Gene Ontology annotation, biological process: carbohydrate metabolic process; protein phosphorylation. The record is from RefSeq and is a predicted model, not a curated record. Gene Ontology annotation, molecular function: protein kinase activity; ATP binding; chitin binding. NCBI's taxonomy places the organism in Eukaryota, Metazoa, Arthropoda, Collembola, Entomobryomorpha, Isotomidae. The coding region runs from base 361 to 2742 and encodes 793 amino acids. The transcript is spliced from 8 exons.